GGUCAUUUGAGAAUAAGAUAAAUAAAACUCCACUCGGUUUUUCUCUUUUUGUAUACAAUUUGGCUUCUUGGCUGCGCUGCGUGUGGACUCCAGUCUUCCCUGCGCCUUCUUCUUCUUCUUUCUCAAAUCCUCAUUUCCAUUCUCAUCCACCCACACGAGCGGCAUAGAAAACGGAUGACUUGUGAAUUGCGAUUUUGAUUUGCUAGCGUUUCAUUUCAUUUUUCUCCUCAAAUAAUCAUUUUCUGAUUUGUAAACGAUAACAGCGGCUGGUGGGCUUGAGUUCGGUAUCGUAAACAUGGUUGCUGAGUCUUGGUUUCGUAAUAUUUGGAAAACAAAGAAGAAGAAGCAUGACAGUGCUUCCGAGAAGCAGCUAAUUGGAGUUUUGGCAUUUGAAGUGGCGAGCUUGAUGUCUAAGCUGGUUCAUCUAUGGCAGUCUCUCGGUGAUAAGCAGGUGGCGAGGUUGAGGGAUGAGGUAAUGAAUUCGGUUGGCAUAAAAAAACUUGUAUCAGAAGACGAUAUUUAUAUUGCAAGGCUAAUAUGCCGUGAGAUCAAUGAAAAUUUGAGAAAUGUGGCAAUGGUUGUUACUAGGCUUGCAAAGAAGUGCAGCGAUCCGCUCUUGAAGAGCUUCGAGCUAGCCUUCAACGAGCUGCUUAAAACUGGUGCUGAUCCGUAUGGCUGGCAACUCACGUGGAAGAAGAUGGACCGGAAAGUUAAAAAGAUGGAGUGGUUUAUGGAGAUCAACGCGAAUUUGUACCAAGAAAUGGAAACGCUUUCGGAUCUUGAGCAGACUUUGAGGAGAAUGAAGGGUAAUGGUGAUGCAGAUAACAUUGCUUUAGUUGAAUACGAGAAGAACGUUUCACGGAAGCAACAAGAAGUGAAGUAUCUUAAAGAGGUUUCUCUUUGGAACAGGAGCUAUGAUUACACGGUUUGUCUCUUGGCAAGAUCGGUGUUCACUAUAUUCGGUAGGGUCGGGAAUGUUUUUGGAAUCAAUCCUGCCGGUGAUCAGGAAGUGAAAAAAUUAAAACUUCUUGAAUCUGAUCAUAUUCAUCGCAGCCAGUCAGUUGCACAUUCACAAUCAUCUAUUCACCCGACUGAGAGUAGUCUCUCUAGAUUUUCUUCAGAACCCAUCUCGAGUCUUCUUACUAAAUCUGGGCCAAUUCCAAAAACGACCAACACAAACGCCUUUUGUUCAGGCCCUCCCCGAAAUCCUACUUCUACAGCACACCCGAUUUCUGGAGGAAAUAAAUCAGUCAACUUCUACUCAGGUCCGCUUGGGAUGUCAACAGAAAAGUCUCGUACAAUCGCCAGACCUAAAAAAUCUGGCAUUAAGUGGUGGCAGUCUCAUGAACAUUCAGGGAGUUUACAAGGAAAAACCCAAAUUUCAAAAGCCAAUAAGUUGGGCACUAUAGGACCUCUGAAAGGCUGCGUUAUGGGUGGAAAUGGUUCUCCGGUGAGUGACUGUUAUCUAAAUCCAGUCGAUUCUUCUUCUGGAGCUUUGCAUUUAAACCAAGGUGUUAGUAUGGACAUACCUGUACAGAGCAAUUCGGUUUUCAGUAAUGCAUUCAAGUUCGAUUCAAAAAGAAGGUUGAUUAACGCACCUCCUGACAGUCUCGGGGCUGCUGCUUUAGCACUGCACUAUGCAAAUGUUAUCAUCGUAAUCGAGAAAUUUGUUGCGUCUCCGCAUUUGAUAGGGCAAGAUGCUCGAGAGGACCUGUAUAACAUGUUGCCCGCUAGCAUAAGAGCAGCCCUCAGGGCAAAACUAAAGCCAUAUGCAAAGAGUUUGAAUUCAUCGGGAUAUGACACAGCUCUUGCAGAAGAAUGGAACGAGGCAAUGUUGGGAAUAUUGGAGUGGCUUGCUCCGCUCGCUCAUCACAUGAUCAGAUGGCAGUCCGAGCGAAGUUUCGAGCACCAGAGCUUUGUUUCGAGAGCAAAUGUGCUCCUCGUGCAAACUCUUUACUAUGCAAACCAGGCAAAAACAGAAGCAACAAUCACCGAGCUCCUUGUUGGUUUGAACUAUGUGUGGAGAUACAGCAGAGAGCUCAACGCCAAAGCAAUCGAGGAAUGCACCAGCAUUAGAACUUUUGAUGACUAUUUGGAUGACUAACAGCAUCUCGAGGGGUUUAAAGGGGCAUACAACAUCGGGAGGGCCUUUCAAGAGGUGCAGUAAGACAAUGUUCGUCGCCUGCCUGCCUUAACGGGACGUGACUUCUCAACAUGUUCGCCAUCUGCCCUAAUAUUCAGCUUCAGCCCUUAAACUGGGACGUUCGGUACGUCACAAAUUUGUCGCAAUGUAAAAUGACAUAUCUUGUGGCGUUCAAACAUCCGCACAGCUUAGCAAGGGAGCUGGACCUAGUAUCUAGCAUUUACAAGAAAAUUUGCCCAAUUAUAUGACAGCAACAUUUGUUUAUAGAUAUUUACACUUGCAUGUUCUUUAUAAGUUUCUAAGUUCACCAGGUUA
Ipomoea triloba (trilobed morning glory) is the source of this 2458-nucleotide messenger RNA. RefSeq lists its product as uncharacterized. NCBI's taxonomy places the organism in Eukaryota, Viridiplantae, Streptophyta, Magnoliopsida, Solanales, Convolvulaceae. The coding region runs from base 296 to 2104 and encodes 602 amino acids. The transcript is spliced from 2 exons. Gene Ontology annotation, biological process: positive regulation of growth. The record is from RefSeq and is a predicted model, not a curated record.